GGCCCCACCCCUGGCCCGCCCCGCCGUCGGUGCGCGGCGGCCGGGAAGGCGCCUCCCGCAGUCGCUCGGAACUGCGGACCCGAGAGCUUCCCGCAGAGGGCCGUCGGUGGGAGCGGAGUGGGUCGGGCGGGGCCGAGCCGGGCCGUGGGCCGUGUGGGGGCCAGGCCGGGCCGGCGGACGGCAGGAUGGGCUGCACCGUGAGCGCCGAGGACAAGGCGGCAGCCGAGCGCUCCAAGAUGAUUGACAAGAACCUGAGGGAGGACGGCGAGAAGGCGGCGCGGGAGGUGAAGUUGCUGCUGUUAGGUGCGGGGGAAUCAGGGAAGAGUACCAUCGUCAAGCAGAUGAAGAUCAUCCACGAAGAUGGCUAUUCAGAGGAAGAAUGUCGGCAGUAUCGUGCAGUUGUCUACAGCAACACCAUUCAGUCUAUCAUGGCCAUUGUCAAGGCCAUGGGCAACCUGCAGAUUGACUUUGCCGACCCCCAGCGUGCGGACGAUGCCAGGCAGCUGUUUGCACUGUCCUGUGCUGCUGAGGAACAAGGUAUGCUUCCUGAAGAUCUGUCCGGUGUCAUUCGGAGGCUCUGGGCUGAUCAUGGUGUGCAAGCCUGCUUUGGUCGCUCACGGGAAUACCAACUCAAUGACUCAGCGGCUUAUUACCUGAAUGACUUGGAGCGCAUUGCGCAGAGUGACUACAUCCCUACACAACAGGAUGUGCUGCGGACCCGUGUGAAAACCACAGGCAUUGUGGAAACACACUUCACCUUCAAGGACUUACACUUCAAGAUGUUUGACGUGGGUGGCCAGCGAUCCGAGCGGAAGAAGUGGAUCCACUGCUUUGAGGGCGUCACGGCCAUCAUCUUCUGUGUUGCCUUGAGCGCCUAUGACCUGGUGCUGGCUGAGGAUGAGGAGAUGAACCGCAUGCAUGAGAGCAUGAAGCUCUUCGACAGCAUCUGUAACAACAAGUGGUUCACCGACACCUCCAUCAUCCUCUUCCUCAACAAGAAGGACCUGUUCGAGGAGAAGAUCACACAGAGCCCUCUGACCAUCUGCUUCCCAGAGUACACAGGGGCCAACAAGUAUGAUGAGGCAGCCAGCUAUAUCCAGAGCAAGUUCGAGGACCUGAAUAAACGCAAAGACACCAAGGAGAUAUACACGCACUUCACGUGCGCCACGGACACCAAGAACGUGCAGUUUGUGUUUGAUGCCGUCACUGACGUCAUCAUUAAGAACAACCUGAAGGACUGUGGCCUCUUCUGAGGGGCAGCAGGCCUGGCAGGAUGGGCCACCGCCGACUCUGCUCCCUACUGCCCCUGAGGAAGAUGAGGACAAGAAGACCAUGCUCCCUGCCUGUUCCCCCAGCUGCUUCGCCCAUCUUUUCUCUCUGUUCUCAGCUCCCCUGUCCCCUCCCUCGGCUCUAGACUUGGGGGAGGGUUUGCCACAGGCCUCCCUGUUUGAAGCCCACCCUUGUCUGAGGUGCCGAGAGUGGCCAUGGUACACCCUUCCUGGGCAUCUGUUCUGGUUUUCCGACCGUUGUCUGUUCCGGGGUGAGAGGGGAGCGCAUGCAGAGUUUCCCAAGGCCUGUGUCUGGAGGGGUACCCACUUCUCCAGCCUAGACCCCUGGCUUUGUCCAACACCAGCCCUGACCCAAGUCCAAAUGUUUACAGGGAGCCUCCUGACUACCCUACCCUCUGCCGCUCGGAGGCCCCAAAGGAAAAAGCACAAGAAGCCUGAGAGACACCACCAUUCCUGGAGACGCAGUCCGCCUGCUCAUACUCGUAGCUUUAAAAAAAAGAAAAAAAGAAAAAAAAAAAAAAGGAAAAAGAAAAAGGAAAGGAAAAAAAAGGAAAACUGCAAACAAACCUAGAAAACUUUUUAGAGAAACCUAUUUAAAGCUGUCAGGUCCUGACCAGCACCUCCCCGCCCCCAGCCCCUUCCAGUGAUUCCGUGCCUUGAGUGUGUCUGCGUGUUUACACCCAUCCCUCUUCGGGCGGCCCCCUGCCCUGCCCUGCCCUCCAUGGAAUUGGAUUCCAAGGGCUGUUCCAGACAACUGCCAAUGUCACUGAGGGCCCUGCCCUGAAGCCCUGGGCCCAGGCUCCAUUAACCUAAAUGUAGCUCCUUAGCGCUAAUCUAGGAACCGCCGCUGCCUGCUGAGGGGCCAAGCCCCUCAGGCCCCUCAUGCCCUCGCCCCAGGCCCGGGUCCUUCAGCGUUGAACACUUCCUUGCUUUUUUCACAUGUUUUAUGGAAUUGUUCACAUGAUUUGAAAUAAUAAAAGGUAGAAACAAAACACCAAGAA
This is a messenger RNA of Onychomys torridus (southern grasshopper mouse), 2290 nucleotides long. It is a transcript of the gene Gnai2, whose product is annotated as G protein subunit alpha i2. NCBI's taxonomy places the organism in Eukaryota, Metazoa, Chordata, Mammalia, Rodentia, Cricetidae. Gene Ontology annotation, molecular function: G protein-coupled receptor binding; GTP binding; G-protein beta/gamma-subunit complex binding. The record is from RefSeq and is a predicted model, not a curated record. The transcript is spliced from 8 exons. The coding region runs from base 186 to 1253 and encodes 355 amino acids. Gene Ontology annotation, cellular component: heterotrimeric G-protein complex. Gene Ontology annotation, biological process: gamma-aminobutyric acid signaling pathway; adenylate cyclase-modulating G protein-coupled receptor signaling pathway.